CCGCAGCAGCCGCCGGCAGAGGACGAGGCGCCAGCAGCACGGCCACCGGUACCCCCAGCAGUGCCUGCGUCGUCCGCAGCAGAAAAGAGCCUGCCCUCGGCUCCCCUGAACAUUAUCCAGCCCUCGGAGGCACCAGCUGAGGAAGAUGACUUUAAACCUCGGCCGAUCAUUCCCAUGCUUUAUGUGGUUCCACGGACCAAAAAGGUGGUGUUUGACAAGGAGCGCAUGUCCUGCCAGCAGGCGUUUGAGCAGUUUGCCACGCAAAAGAGUCCAAGUUGGCAGGAGCAGACGGUCCCCAUGGACAUCCCUGUGAAGGAGGAGGAGAAUGCAGAAGCAGAACAUACAGAGGUCGCUGCAGAGGUCAGUGAUUUACAGACUGCUUCUGCUUUUUCAAAAAUUAAGAUGGAGAUAAAAAAGAGUCGUCGUCAUCCACUGGGCAAACCACCAACCCGCUCCCCACUGUCGGUGGUUAAACAGGAGACCUCGAGUGAUGAGGAAACGUUUCCAUUUUCUGGGGAGGAAGAUAUGAAUGACCCAGAGGCUUUGAAAUCUUUGCUUUCCCUCCAGUGGAAGAAUAAAGCACAUAAUUUCCCAGCUGAAAGAAAAUUCAACGCAGCUGCUGCCCUGAGCGAGCCAUACUGUGCCGUCUGUACCCUCUUUUACCCGUAUAACCAGUCCUUACAGAUGGAUAAAGAAGCUGUCCCAGUCUCUGUAGGGGAGACCACCUCUUUCGUCCACCUUUCUAAGUGCGGACAGAAGACCAAGCCUCUGAUCCCGGAGAUGUGCUUUACCUCAAGUGGAGAAAACACAGAGCCCCUUCCUUCAAAUUCAUAUAUCGGAGAGGAUGGAACCAGUCCCUUGAUAUCCUGUGCCAAAUGCUGCCUGCAGGUUCAUGCUAGCUGUUACGGAAUACGUCCAGAUUUGGUGAAUGAAAGUUGGUCUUGCUCACGGUGCUCAGCCAAUGCAUGGGCAGCGGAAUGUUGCCUGUGUAAUCUCAGGGGAGGAGCUCUUCAGAUGACCACUGAUGGGCGGUGGAUCCAUAUAAUCUGUGCUAUUGCUGUCCCCGAGGCCCGUUUUCUCAACGUAAUAGAGCGUCAUCCUGUGGACAUCAGUGCUAUUCCAGAGCAGAGAUGGAAACUGAAAUGCGUGUACUGUCGGAAACGGAUGAAGAAAGUGUCUGGUGCCUGCAUCCAGUGCUCGUAUGAGCACUGCUCCACAUCCUUCCACGUGACCUGCGCGCACGCAGCUGGCGUGCCCAUGGAGCCAGACGACUGGCCCUACGUUGUGUCCAUCACUUGCUUCAAACACAAAGCAGCUAACCAGAAUAUUCAGUUUCGAAGGGAAGUGACCCUUGGGCAGACUGUGAUCACAAAGAACCGGAAUGGACUCUACUACAGAUGUAAAGUGAUUGGCAUGACAACACAGACUUUCUAUGAAGUAAACUUUGAUGACGGUUCAUACAGUGACAACGUUUACCCAGAAAGCAUUAUUAGCAGAGACUGCCUCCAAAUGGGACCCCCUCCAGAGGGUGAAUUGGUUCAGCUGCAGUGGACAGAUGGAAUCAUCUAUAAGGCCAAGUUUAUUGCAGCCCAGAUCAGUCAGAUUUACCAGGUCGAGUUCGAAGACGGUUCCCAACUAAUGGUAAAGCGUGGUGAUAUUUAUACCUUGGAGGAGGAGCUUCCCAAGAGAGUGAAGUCUCGCCUGUCCCUCAGCACUGGGGCCCCUCAGGAAGAUGUAUUUUCGGGAGAUGAAGUGAGAGCAGCCAAGCGCCCCCGGCUGGGGAAUUCAAGAAAUCCCGAAGAAUACGGACAAAACCCAGAUUACUUGGCCUUUAUGGAGAGCCUGUUGCAGACACAGUACCAGCCUGGAACUCAGAGCAACCUGUUUUAACCAGGAUUAAUUAAGAAUAUUAAGUUAACCCUUUUCAAGCCUGUGGAAAAAUAACCAGGAAACUGUGGAAUAGAAGACCAUCCUUGUGCAAUAGCCUGCUGUGAAUUCCUUUCAUCUACUCUUGGUUUGGACGGCAAGAAAAUCCCGUCUGGCUGCACGCUACCUCUACUUUGCCAGACAUUGCUGACCAGUAGAAUAGGGAGCUUGAAAAACCGUCAAGACAGCAUUUCACACGGAGACUUUGGAAGAGUUAGUACUAACGGAGCUUUGUGACUGGCUCCUUUUUAUGAGGCUUGGAAAGGGUUAAAAUUUGACAAAAUGACUUUUUAAAAAUAUGUCAAACUCUUUUGUCUUUAAAGGUGCUAUUACAUUGACUACUGAAGCAGCCUUUGGAAUUGUGUUUUCUGUACAUAGACGUCAACUUUGUGAAGUUUUCUAUAAAUGAGCUUAUUAAAAAAAAAAAAGCAAACAAAAAUAGGAAAACAAACAUUU
Molecule: messenger RNA, 2382 nt
Organism: Pelecanus crispus (Dalmatian pelican)
Lineage: Eukaryota; Metazoa; Chordata; Aves; Pelecaniformes; Pelecanidae
Source: RefSeq, a predicted model, not a curated record